AGUUGUCUAUUGGCUUUUCAAAAAGCCAAAUGUGUUCAGAGAUUUUAGUUAAAAUACAUAAACAAUUAUCCAACAUAAAUAUAUACAAAUUAGAAAUAUAUGUAAAAUUCAUAUAUAAUUUUAUACAAGUUUUAGUUGAUUUAGAUUAAGUUCAAUUAAAAAAAAAAUAUUCAAAUAACUAAACCUGUAAUAGUAUAAUCGAUAUCGAUUGUUACUGUUCAUAACACUUAAGCAAAUAACAAAUUUAUACAUGUGAAUGCAAAUUUUGUUAUGCUUAAAUAUACUACAUAUAGUAUAAUAUGAAAAUAUGUGUGGCAGUUGGUCAAAUGGAAAAUAUUUUAUAUGAAGAAAAAUUAAACAGUCAUGAAAAUUUCGUUCAGUUCUGAAUUACAAAAGUCAGUGUAAUUCCAACCGGAAUAUUAAAAAUUCACUUAUUUAUAUUGUAAAAACACACAUUAUAUUAAACAAACAAAUGUAACGAUUAUUGCAGUUUUUUAAAAUACAAAAACAUGAAACAUAUCUGAAUUUCUGUGAACAUAGAACAGCACAACAACAAGUGCUUAGAUUAUAACGAUAAAUUCAAAUUAUUUAGUUAUGCUGAUUUAUUCAAAAUUACCAAGAAAAUACUAUUGAAUCGAAACAAUGGCAUGUGAAAAUGAAUAUGAAGAAAAUUUGGAAAACCUUCGGAAACUGUUUAGUGUUAAAAAUAUUGUAUCGUUUAAUAUAAAUCACGUCAAAUGUUCAGCAGGCAGCAGUUCCGGUGAUAAUUACAUGUCUGUUGUAAAACGUUUGCAAAUUCAAGGAUAUUCCGACGACCAGAAUGAUAAAGAUGAAUAUAUACUGUCCCUCAUUAUAAAACGACAAAUACCAAGUUUAUCCAGACGACAACUUUACCGAUGUGAUGAAGCGUUUUGUAAUGAAAUCAACGCAUACAAUCAUAUUGUUCCGCUAUUGGAGCAAUAUAUGACUGACACAAUAUUUCCGAAAUGUUAUUAUGCUGGACACGAUGAUAUGGGCGAAAUAAUUGUUUUGGAAGAUCUAAAAGAAAUUGGUUAUCGCAUGCAGAAUCGUUUAACCGGUUUAGAACUCAACUGUUGCGAAUUGGUAAUGGAGCAACUGGCAAAGCUCCAUGCUGCCUCUAUAGCAGCAAAGCAAUUAGACAAUAAAAUGUUUCGAGACAAAUGCAAACAAAUUAAUGAAAUAGUCUAUUGCCAGGAGGCGGAAGAAUUUUACAAAAAUAUACUGGACACUUCAAUACAGGAAUCUCUAAACAGUUUACGAGCAUCAAAUGUUGAUGAUUGUCUAACCGAACCGAUACGUUUGAUAGAAAAACUUCAGUACAAAUUAUUUGGCCAAAUACAAAAUUGUAUAACAAAUUCAAGUGAUCAUAUGAAUGUAAUGUGUCAUGGCGAUUUGUGGGUCAAUAACAUUAUGUUUACUACGUCUUUUACAAAUAUAACAACAGCAGAUACUAAAUCCCAAGAAUCAAAUCAUCUCUACUGCUCGCCAUGUAGUGUCAAAUUCUUUGAUUUACAAGCGAUGCGUUAUACUUCACCCGUUUUUGAUAUACUUCACUUUAUUUACACAAGUACAAAACGAGAUCUUCGAGAAUUAUACACGAAGCAUUUGCUAGAAAUUUAUUAUUUGGCAUUAUCGGCAAAUCUGGAAAAGCAAUUUGUACAUUCGAUCGCGGAAUUAGAUGCAAUACGCUCAACAUUUUCCCUGCGCAAUAUUACCGAUGAGUAUUAUAAACAUGUGCUCUAUGGUUUGGCGAUUUCUAUGUGGAUUCUGCCUGCGGUAACAUUUGAUCCUAAUAAUAUCCCAAAUUUGGAUAUGAUAAGCGAAAUGAAUAAGAGUGCAAAAGAAAUCAAGUGUACACAAAAGUUGACACCGGAAUACCAUUCUCGUCUAAAGGACUUGGCAUUGGAAUUCUAUCAAAAUGGCUAUUUAAAUUUUUUGCUCAAUAAUGAUUGAUUUGUAUUUUAUUAUUAAUAAUCUAUCGGUUAAACGAUAACAGGAGAUUGAGAUUUUCGGCCUUAAUGUAUUAUUUUUGAAUUAAAUUAAAAAUAAAAAUAAUAAAAAUGUUUAUUUUAAUAAAAGUUAUAUUUAAGUUUUUGCACAUGGCAUUUCCCGCUAAUUAACGUUUAAACUAAGCGUAAAUAACAAGUAAUCGAAUUCUUAUUGAACGUUGCAUUUGUUAAAUCGGAUGAACAUUUUUCAACAAUGAACACUGUUAAUUUUUCUGAAAAAUGUGCGAUAUAACCAAAUCUAGAGAGCAACAAUUUUUACCACUAUUUUUGGUUAAAGAAUUUUUUGAUUAUCUUUUAAUAAAAAUUUAAACUUUACUUAGUAUUCACUAUCGAAAGAAUUU
This is a messenger RNA of Lucilia sericata (common green bottle fly), 2371 nucleotides long. RefSeq lists its product as uncharacterized. The record is from RefSeq and is a predicted model, not a curated record. Bases 643 to 1974 code for a protein of 443 amino acids. NCBI's taxonomy places the organism in Eukaryota, Metazoa, Arthropoda, Insecta, Diptera, Calliphoridae. The transcript is spliced from 3 exons.